CUAACUAUGGUGCCAGCUAUGCUGGGAGCACUGGACGGUUCCGGAAGAUGUGGAGCCUACGAGUGCCGUCUGAGCAAUCCGAUCUGUCGGUGCGAGUCCUUCUGCCAGGAGUUUAGUCAGCGGUGCUGGAAAAACCCAACGGGCUGCCAUUGUGCAAGGGGUUACGCCCGCGACGAACGUGGCAGCUGUGUUCCCCUCAUCUUGUGCCCCUAG
This is a messenger RNA of Drosophila takahashii, 213 nucleotides long. RefSeq lists its product as uncharacterized. NCBI's taxonomy places the organism in Eukaryota, Metazoa, Arthropoda, Insecta, Diptera, Drosophilidae. The record is from RefSeq and is a predicted model, not a curated record.